Molecule: messenger RNA, 1264 nt
Organism: Gekko japonicus
Lineage: Eukaryota; Metazoa; Chordata; Lepidosauria; Squamata; Gekkonidae
Product: melanin-concentrating hormone receptor 2-like
Exons: 3
Coding region: 1-1230 (409 amino acids)
Biological process (GO): neuropeptide signaling pathway
Cellular component (GO): neuron projection; membrane
Molecular function (GO): neuropeptide binding; G protein-coupled receptor activity
Source: RefSeq, a predicted model, not a curated record
AUGGGCAUUUUGCUGGACAGAAUCCAUGACUCCUCCACGGAUUUCAGCAUCUCACCAGGGACACCUCGCCCGUGUCUGCCGAAUCAGUCUCAAAGAGACAGUGAGCUGGGCUUGUGUUGCUCUGAGGGAUCUCAGGCGGGCGGCAGCUCCCUGGGGCCGGCCAUCUCGUUAGUGCUGCCUAUCAUCUAUGCCCUUAUCUGUGCCAGUGGCGUCCUGGCCAACGGACUGGUCAUCUCCGUAGUGCUGGGCUGCAAGCAGAAGGUAGUGUCUGACAUCUACAUCCUCAACUUGGCGGUGGCUGACUUGCUUUUCCUAGUUGGGAUGCCGUUCAUCAUUCACCAGCUUCUUCAGGAGCAAGGCUGGAUUUUCGGGGACUUCCUGUGCUGGGCGGCUACCACCAUCGAUCUCAACAACCAGUUCAGCAGCGUGGCCAUCAUCACUCUGCUCUGCAUAGACAGGUAUGUGGCAGUGGUAUACUCUUCUACCAUUGGCCAGAAACGGACCUUGCGCUGUACAGCUCUGAUCAACAGUGGCGUAUGGGUUGGAAGCCUAGCUCUGGCCACACCUGCAAUGCUGUACACCCGGGUGCACUGGGACAACAAGACCGAGAUCUGUCUCAUUGACUUACCUGGUCCCCACAGUAUGUACUGGUACACCCUCUACCAAUCGGUGGUAGCCUUCGUGUUGCCCUUGCUGGUCAUUACUGUGCUGUAUUCGCUGACUCUGCACCACCUUUUCCGAGCCAUGAGCCGCGUGCAUAGGAAGGCAUCUGCCCGCAGCCGGAAGGUGACCCGCAUGGCGCUUACCAUUAUUGCUGCCUUUUUUGUCUGCUGGACACCUUACCACGUGCUGCAGUUGGUCAACCUAACGGCCACACCUUCUGCUACCUUCUUCUACUUGUACCAGGCAACUAUAUGCCUCAGCUACGCCCACAGCUGCGUCAGUCCCAUCCUGGUUAUUUUCUGCACUGAGUUCUUCCACGAGAGGAUGGCCCAGUCCAGGUACUGCAGAUUUCUCACCAGGUGGAGAAAGAGACGAGAAAAAGCUUCCUUUUCUAUCCCCGAAAGCACAGCCAUGGUGUACAGCCCUCAAGUGAGCCACGGUGUGCCUCCCUGCCAUCACGAUCCAUUUGGGACAGAAAAGCCUUUGUGUUCCCUUACAGAGACCACCGGAUUCAGCGAUGUUGUCAGCGGGCACGAGGAAGGCAGUGGGGUUCAAGAGCCUCUGUGAUGGGUAUAUGGAUAUGGUAAUGAUGUUUCUCCUG